ACAGUUCUUGGGCAUACGGAACUUGUGGCAGUCACGAGGAAGCACAAGGCGGCGGGGGAGUAGUCUGUGUAGUGAGAGGAGGAACGGAGGUGCAAGACGAGGCCGGUUAUCCUGGGCCGAAGGAGCCGUCUUCAGGCGAUGCGGGGGUUUGUUCUGCUCGAGACCCUCCUCUUGACUACGGGCCUGGGCCUAUGGCUUCGUCUUGCGGACUGCGAAGUCGGCGGGAAGACGGAUGUUCGGAGACCUAAUUUUGUCGUCGUUCUAGCUGAUGAUAUGGGCUGGGGAGACCUGGGGGCCAACGUGGGCGAGAGCAAGGAUACUGUCCAACUGGAUAAAAUGGCUGCCGAGGGGAUGAGGUUUGUGGAUUUCCACGCAGCGGCCUCCACGUGCUCUCCCUCCCGCGCCUCGUUGCUCACGGGCCGCUUGGGCAUCCGCAACGGCGUCACCCACAACUUUGCGGUCACGUCAGUGGGCGGCCUCCCCCUGAACGAGACCACCUUGGCGGAGGUCCUGCGGGAGGCUGGCUACGCCACAGGUGUGAUAGGUAAAUGGCAUUUGGGACACGCUGGCCCCUACCACCCCAACUUCCGUGGUUUUGACUAUUACUUCGGAAUCCCGUACAGUCACGACAUGGGGUGCACUGAUACGCCGGGGUACAACUGGCCCCCCUGCCCGCCCUGCCCACGAGCACCUGGAUCCCCCAGUCACAGAGUCAAAGACUGUUACACUGACGUAGCCGUGCCCCUCUUCGAGAACCUCCGCAUCGUGGAGCAACCUGUGAACUUGACCCGCCUGGCCGACCAGUAUGUCCAGAAAUCUGCAGAAUUCAUCCACCGGGCAAGGGAGCGAGGAGUCCCGUUCCUGCUGUAUCUGGCGCCGGCUGCCAUGCAUGUCCCGCUGCCCGUGACCCAGGGGGAGGCGUCCGGGCUGGGGCCCUACCGUGCCGGCCUGCAGGAGCUGGACCGGAUGCUCAGCUGCAUCAAGGACCUGGUGGAUGCGGUGGGACGGGGGACCACCCUGCUCUGGUUCUCAGGGGACAACGGCCCUUGGGCUCAGAAGUGCCAGCUGGCUGGGAGCGUGGGACCGUUUUUGGGGGCCUGGCAAACACGUCAAGGCGGAAGCGCUGCCAAGCAGACCACGUGGGAAGGUGGCCACAGAGUCCCGGCCUUCGCCUACUGGCCCGGUCACAUCCCAGCCAAUGUGACCAGUCCGGCCUUAUUAAGCUCUCUGGACAUCUUUCCCACGCUGGUGUCACUGGCCGGAGCCCGCCUGCCCUCCUGGCGAAGCUACGACGGCCUGGAUGUGUCCGAGGUGCUCCUGGGUCACUCGCAGAUGGGGCACAAGGUGCUGCUUCACCCCAACAGUGGGGCAGCGGGCCCGCCCGGGGACCUGCAGGCCGUCAGGAUCGUCGCCUACAAGGCGCUGCAUCUCACAGGAGGUGCGGAGGCCUGUGAUAAGACUUCGGGUCCCCAGCGCCAUCACAAUCCACCUCUUAUCUUCAACCUGGCACGAGACCCAAGUGAGGGUGAAGCCCUGGACCCAGAGAGUCCCGAGUACCAGAUGGUCCUGCCCCAACUUUCCACCGCCCUGGAUACCGUCUUACGCGACGUGGCUGCCGACAACAUCUCCACGGCCGACUACACACGGGACCCCGGUUCCGUCCCGUGUUGCGAUCCGCUGGCGGUGGCCUGUCGCUGCCCGAAUCCUGACCUGUAGGGGAGAUGGGGCCCAAGCUACCCGACUCCUGAAAAAUCAAUCACAGCACGACUCUCAGAUAUAUAUGCUUUAAUUCUCAUUUUGUAAGUCACCGCGUUAUUCGUCUUAUUAAAAUCUUUAUUCCGAU
Messenger RNA from Ornithorhynchus anatinus (platypus), 1843 nucleotides. It is a transcript of the gene ARSG, whose product is annotated as arylsulfatase G. Bases 139 to 1716 code for a protein of 525 amino acids. Gene Ontology annotation, molecular function: arylsulfatase activity. Lineage: Eukaryota; Metazoa; Chordata; Mammalia; Monotremata; Ornithorhynchidae. The transcript is spliced from 11 exons. The record is from RefSeq and is a predicted model, not a curated record.